Xiphophorus maculatus (southern platyfish) is the source of this 9051-nucleotide messenger RNA. RefSeq names its product probable cationic amino acid transporter (gene slc7a14a). The transcript is spliced from 9 exons. Gene Ontology annotation, cellular component: plasma membrane. Bases 226 to 2523 code for a protein of 765 amino acids. Gene Ontology annotation, biological process: amino acid transport; transmembrane transport. Gene Ontology annotation, molecular function: amino acid transmembrane transporter activity. Lineage: Eukaryota; Metazoa; Chordata; Actinopteri; Cyprinodontiformes; Poeciliidae. The record is from RefSeq and is a predicted model, not a curated record.
GUAACUUUCUCUGUCGUCAUGUGGGUAGAACCAAACUAGGCCUUCCGCUAGACUGCUAAGAAAGCCACAGAAAGCGGCAGAAAAUCCGAUCCUCUUCCAUCACAUGGAUGAAGAAUAACUUCACUGUCUACAGUGAAUUUCCAGAACUUGAACUGAAGCAUCAAAGAACAACCGUCUCGCAGUCUUCCUCAUAAGCCUUCCACUCUUCGACGUCACGCCCUCGCUAUGAGCGGACUGGUGGGGAAGCUGGACCCUCGCAGGAUACAGUGGGGCUCGGCAUGGAACACCUUCACGUCGCGGGUGCUGAGGACCAAACCCGUGGAGUCCAUGCUGGAUUCGGCCGUGUCUGGCACCAGCUCACACGGCACCAGACUGGCCCGGGUGUUGUCCACGGUGGAUCUGGUGUCGCUCGGUGUGGGCAGCUGCGUCGGGACGGGGAUGUAUGUGGUCUCGGGGCUUGUUGCCAAGGAGAUGGCUGGCCCUGGGGUCAUUGUGUCCUUCAUUAUCGCAGCUGUGGCAUCCAUACUUUCAGGAGUGUGUUAUGCAGAGUUUGGAGUGCGUGUGCCUAAGACCACAGGUUCUGCCUACACAUACAGCUACGUAACCGUGGGAGAGUGUGUGGCUUUUUUUAUCGGCUGGAACUUAAUCCUGGAGUAUCUGAUCGGCACGGCGGCGGGGGCGUCGGCUCUCAGCAGCAUGGCGGACUCUCUGGCCAAUCACAGCAUCAGCAACUUCAUGAUUUCACAUAUUGGCACACUCAACGGCUUGGGUAAAGGGGAGCAGUCAUACCCAGAUCUGCUGGCCCUUCUGAUAGCCUUGCUGGUGACAGUGAUCGUGGCUUUGGGAGUGAAGAACUCUGUUGGCUUCAACAAUGCACUGAACAUCAUCAACCUCAUCGUGUGGGUUCUCAUGAUGAUUGCUGGGCUGUUCUUUGUCAACGGAGAGAACUGGGAUGAAGGGAGAUUCCUACCCUUUGGCUGGUCAGGGGUGAUGCAGGGUGCAGCCACCUGCUUCUAUGCCUUCAUCGGGUUUGACAUCAUCGCUACAACAGGAGAAGAGGCCAAAAGCCCCAACACCUCCAUCCCCUACGCCAUUACUGCCUCACUCAUCACCUGCCUCACUGCCUAUGUCUCUGUCUCUGUGAUACUGACGCUUAUGGUUCCAUAUAAUGAAAUCGACGCAGACGCUCCACUGAUGGAGAUGUUUUCCAUGCAUGGCUGCAUGUUUGCAAAAUACAUAGUUGCUGUGGGGUCCAUAGCUGGACUCACUGUGUCCCUCCUGGGGUCCCUGUUCCCCAUGCCAAGGGUCAUCUAUGCUAUGGCAGGGGAUGGUCUUCUGUUUAAGUUCCUGGCCAAUGUUUCUUCAUACACAGAGACCCCUGCUGUGGCCUGUGUGGUGUCUGGGUUUCUGGCUGCCCUUCUGUCCCUUCUGGUCAGCCUCAGAGACCUGAUAGAGAUGAUGUCCAUUGGCACCUUGCUGGCCUACACUCUAGUAAGCCUUUGCGUGCUCCUCUUGCGUUACCAACCCGAGGGCGACAUCCACGGCUUUGUAAACUUUCUCUCUGAGGAGCAGAACAAGAAGAAAAAGGAAGGCAUUCUGGCUGAGUGCGAGAAAGACGCUUGCUCGCCGACCAGUGAGGCCGACGAGUACGGAGGGCAGACCACGAACACCUGCGGGGCCAAAAACCUGCCAUCGCUAGGCGACAACGAGAUGCUGAUUGGGAAACCGGAUAAAAAUGCGUACAGCGCCAGCCAUCCCAACUACGGCACAGUGGAUAUGACAACCGGCAUUGAAGCAGAGGAGUCAGAAGGAGGGAUGUCUCGACGGCUCAAGAAGCUGAUCGGACCUCGCUACUACACGUUGAGAAUCCGUCUAGGCCUCCCUGGAAAAAUGGACAGGCCAACUCCGGUCACGGGGAAAACCGUCACCGUGUGUGUGCUACUGCUGUUCAUCUUGUUCUUCGCUUUCUGCUCCUUCAUCAUUUUUGGAGCGAACUUUAUCACAGAGGGUCAUUGGUGGGCCUUGCUGCUACUAAUCUUCCUCAUCAUCUUCAUUGCCCUGCUGAUUAUCAUUAUCCUCCAGCAGCCAGAAAACCCUAAGCGGCUGCCUUACAUGGCACCCUGCGUGCCCUUCGUACCUGCUUCAGCCAUGCUGGUCAACAUCUACCUCAUGCUUAAGCUAUCUGCCAUCACCUGGAUUCGAUUUUCAAUCUGGUGCCUCGUUGGUGUGCUUAUCUACUUCGGCUACGGCAUGUGGAACAGCACUCUGGAGAUCACGGCCAGAGAAAACGAGGUGCAUGCCUCCACCUACCAGCGCUACGAUCAAGGCGUGGACGAAGGCUUCUGCGGCUUCGACGACGAUUUCUACCCGCCCUCCACUGAUGCCUGGGGCGCGCCCGGGGCGGGAUUAGAGGCGACUCCACCUCCGAAGGCAAAACCUGAAAGUGAUGGGCUUUCAUCAAAGGGUGGAGGCAGAACCAUUGCUAACAAUGGCCUUGCGGAGGAGGAUCCCAUGGACUUCUGAAGGGACUGACUUCUGUGUUACAUUGAAUGUACUGCCUUGUCUGCUGCCUGGGGGAGGGGGAAGGGGCCGUGUGUGAGUGCACGACUGAUUACGGGCGUGCGAGUGUGUCUGCAUGCUUGCACGAGUGUGUAUUUGUUUUAUGUGUCAAACCCCCCGGGCUAGAUGGGUUUUGGUUAGUAGAACAGUUUGUCUUUUACCUUAGUCGACUUUGCUUGGGAUGCUGCCCCCACACAAAUGUGGACAUAAAUGUCUUCACGCUUUCACAGAUCCAGACUCUUUAAUCAACUUCCCAAACAAAGGAGGGCAUGUGAGAAAAGUGCAAACAAAGUGAGAGAUUUGUGUUUUGCUGACGAAGUGCAGAAAUGACAUGCUGUACUGAGCAACUUUUUAACUGUUUAGUCAAGAACUUUGGCACAGAAGAGAAAAGAAGGGUGAUGAGAGGGUCGUAAGAUGAGUCAGCAACUGUCUUCCUGUUCCAGCACAGGCAGACAGACAGGAAACUAUAAUGGCAGUAUGAUCAACACAAAGGCCUUCCGAUGGCAAAGUCUGACUUUGUCUGUUUUCAGCUUUUGUAGAAAAACCUGAAUAAUUUGUCUAAAACACAUUCUUAAUCCUAAAUUGAACAUCUAGCCUGAGGGGUUUCCACCGGGGAUUUGGGGUAAAGGGUGUCAAUGUUUUCUGUGACGACUAGUACUUGGACUUUGCUUGUAAUAGUGCCUUCAUCAACUAUGUGUGUUUUUCUGGUCGUGUCAGUUCUCUACUUUGAUUUUUUUUUAUUUUGUUUGGCCUGUGUAUGUGUGCGUUCUGUUGUACUGUGCCUUGCAAAAGUAUUCACAAACCCUGAACUGUCCAUAUUUUGAUAUGUUCCAAUUAUAGGCGUCAUCCUAUUUCAUUUGGACUUUAAGUGACAGAGAAUUUGUUGUCUAACCAAGCCAUUGCAGCUCUGGCUGGAAUUGUUGGAAGAUCUGGAAUUGCUGGGGAGUCUUUCCCCUCUGUUUUAUGUUUGUGGAAUCCUUCAACAGGUUAACUUUCAGGUUUCCUUUUUUUUUUAACUCCACCCGCUGUCCUUCAACUCUUUCUAGAUUAUGUGCUCCACUAAAGAAAAUCAUGUUUGCUGCCACCAACAUUAUUCACCAUGGGCGGGUGGAGGGGGUGAGAGGUGCUCAGACAUUUUGACCUCAUCUGACCAAGCCUUUUCAUGUGGAAGAUGCCUUUCACAUGAAGAUGGCAAACUGCAAAUGGGACUUCCUACUGCUUACUACUUCUUGCCACUUUUCCCUAAAGUCCAGAUUUGUGGACUUCUCAGCUAAUAGUUGCCAUUUGAGCAGAUUCUUAUUUCUGAGGUGUGGGUUUCUGCGGCUCCUUCAUUGUUGCCAUGGGCCUCUUGGCUGCUUCUCUGAUAAUACUCCCCUGCUAGGUUAGGUUUGUGGCCACGUCUUCAUAUGUUUGUAUUUGUGUCAUUCUUCCCAUUUUUGAACAAUGGAUUAAACAGCCCUUUGUGUAAUCUUCAAAUGCUUAAGUCAUUCCUACAACUUCAUUUCUGCCCUGCCUGGCAUUUUUCUUGCUGUUCAUUAUGCUGUUAGUUUUCUAAUGUUUCCUAAUGACGCACUACUUUGUAUUUGUCUAUCACGCAAACUCUCAAUAUAAUACAGAAGGUUGAAGUUUACAAAAUGUAAAAGAAAAGUGAACAUACUUUUACAAGGCAUUGUACAGUAAGUGCACCCCAACUUGAGUUUUAUGUGAAUUUCUCUGUCCGUGUUUGCACUAAGUGGACUCUUCAGAAUUUUUAUUUUCAAAGUACAUUUUGUUAUUCCCUCGCAUGGAAGUCAAAUCAAUCCACCUGCUACCAAAAACAAAAUGUGUAACGUGAAUUGCCAAUCAAGUUUUAGAGAUUAAACCCGGUAGAUACUCAGAAAGAGAGAAUAGGUUGAAUCCUACUUGGCAACCUGCAGUGUUUUCUGUGAGCUUUUGUAUUCGAGCAUAUGAGGUUCUUUCUCUAUGUCAGACCUGUAAGUAAUUCAUUCUCUCUUUAGUUUUUGGAAAGUUUUUCUUUUUGGUUAACUUUUCUAUUGGUGAGGAGAAAAGAGAAACUGAAAUCGAAUCCUUCCUAUUUAUAUAAUCUCUUCUCAUUUCCAUCUGACGUUUUCUUCUCCAGCCCAGCUCUUUCAUCUUUCAUUUACCAUCUUGCUCCCCUCUUGAUAUCAAUCGGGCCACGUCAGCAGAAAGUAACCUCUCUGAGUCGCUAGUAAUAGGCCACCAAAAAUUGGCUUGCACUCUGGAAAUGUAACAGCAAUCUGCUUAUGGUCUGUCGAUUCCCUCGCUACAUUUUUGAUUUAAUAGUCUCUGCUAUCUGUCAUCUGAUUCUUAACCAGCACUUAUUUUGCUGCUGGCGGUUCAUCUCUAGUGUUGUCCCAGGACUAGACUAUACUUUUGCUCUUGUGCUUUUUCAAUUUUUAUGUAUGUUGCAUAUACAGACAAUUGUCUCAACGUCCCAAAGAGAUUUAAUUAUUGCAUUCAAAAGGUGGGCUUGUUGUUGCAGUUAAAAAUAAAAAGCAAGCACUUGUUGGAGAAAGAGCUUUACAUGAAAAAAAAAAGGCAUUGAGAAACAUAUGCAGAGAUAUUUCUUUAUACAGUAAGUGGGAUUUUUACAAACCACCAAAUAGCACACUGUUAUGCUAUGAGGCUGGGAGGAGGGGAUGCUCCUUCAAUUGCUUGUGGUGCUGCUGUCUGCCCCAAUUGUUGCUCCUCUACCUUUUCCUCGCUGCCCCUGUUGCUGCAUUGGUCCCUUUCAGGGAAGCCUUAUUUGUCUAAUGCACUAAAUCUAAGGAUGCCACGCUAAAUCCCUCCCGCCUGCCCUCCCCACUCCCCCUACCGUAAUCAUCGAAAGCUUGAAAAACAAAAAGAAUUUCUUUGCGGUACUGGAAAUGUUAAAGUAACAUUCUUAUGCAAAUGAAGACAGCUCUGUGUUUCAUGAACUUACUGUCAUAUUUAGGGCUACGACUUGUCAAAGGUAAGGAUUUGAACAUCACAAUGAUCUGGUUUAUCGUAAGGACUGAAUGUUCUCAACAAUUUUCCUUUUUAAAGGAAAUUAAAAUUAAGCAAUUUAAGCAAAAUUAAGCUGAAGAUAACUGUAAAAUACCUUCAGUUAUCUAGUUUUAAGCCAGUUUGCGGCAGAAACGACCAUAUUCAGAGAUCGGGAAGAGUUAGCAACUAUUCCUGUUCUGCAAGUUUUGGCAUUUGCACACAUUGAAACAUGCAGUUUCUUGUCUUUUAUAUCGCUAAGCUAGAGGCGGGUGAUAUAACAAUGUCAAAUUGCGAAGAAUUAGAAUUUAGCAUUGUAAUACCAAAUUCAAUAUUAGUUUUAGACCCAACCUACACUUCUAGAUGCUUUUGCUCUAUAUUGUUGGAAAAAAAGUGAACAUCUACAGUUUAUUAGACUAUUGGGGGGGAAAAAACCAAUAGGAGUUAAUAGGUGUGCUCCACCAACAGGCGGUGGUAGCAGUGACAUUAAAGACUUCGAAGUUUGAAGGAAGAAACGUCUGAGCGGCUACAGUAGUCAAGAGCCAAAGAAUCUCUCAAAAAUAAUUGCCCGUUGCCCAUGCUUUGUUUGAUACCUUUUAUCUUUUUUACUGUCUUCAGCUCCUUCAGGUUACAGCUCAAGGUUGAUGGAAAGAGAACCUGGAUGAAACGGCACAUGUAAAAAAUAAAUAAAUAAAUAAAACAAAUACUAAAACACAGCUUUACCCAGAAAACUGUUCAAAGGGCGCAAUGUAUGUUAUAAAAUCUGCCUCAUUUUCUGUUUUGAUCUUCUGUGCUGCCGGGAUAAUAUGCAUUUUGCCAGGAGCCGUUUGAGAACAGUUUACUUUUAGUAUCAAAACAGCCAACAGAGACACUAGUUCUUUUCAACCUUUACAAUUAAAGGUUUAAAGAGUUGCAUAAAGCCCGUCAAACUUGUAAUAUCAUAAUUUCUGCAGCCAAAACAUCCUAGGUGCAUUGUGAGUUUGGACUCCAGACCAUAGUUUCUCCGUGACAAGUAUUCUUUAUAGAGAUGCUACCAUGGCCACUUAUUUUAGUUUCUAUUUAAAAAGAAAUAUAUUGAUUUUGAUAACGUUAGAUUACAUAAAAUUGGUAAUGUGAUGAAUUGUGAUUAAUCUGAACACGAUUCAGUUUGUGUUCAGACCGAACCCACUAAUCAUGAUAUAUUUGUGUACCAUUACAUCACGACUGAGUAGAAAUAGUGCUUUUUAUUUGAGUUGUGUUGUUUUGUCUUUGGAAUUAAGUUUUAAGGUAAACUGAAAAAUAUCUUUGUAGUAAUGUUCUCUUGCCUAAAUGUUUUUUUUUUUCUUUAACUGCAUUUGCGUAGAAAAUUUUUCCUCCUGAUUUUACUAUUAAAAAAAUAGUAUGAUAUUUUGAUUAUAUCGUCCACCCCUAUGCUCAGUUGCAAUAUCUUACAUGACCAUAUCAGUUUCCUCCCGUCUCUGUUCAAAACUUUCAAAAGCUUUAUAGUCACAGCCAAAACAAACAUGCAGAUUCAAUUGAUUCCAUGUCUCAGAUUCUGGACUGUACAGUCAUCUUUUUUCUUCAUUUAUUUAUUUUUUGUUCUGUACUUUUGAAUCAAAGACUGUGUGAACACAUGUGCAGUGCAGACGUAUGUGACUGUGUUCUGACGUCCGCUCGUGGUCCACGCCUGCGCCUAAAUGUGACCGUCUGGUGAAUGUCCAGCAUGUUUUUUGUGCACAAGGUUCAGUUUCUAAAUAUUGUACUUGCAUGUGGUUAUGGAUCUCAACAGGACAUGAUAGACAUUUGGCAAAACCAAAUUCAGGCUUAGUUCUUCUCUGCCUUGGAGCCCUGGUUUGUUUAAUUCAGAGAUUAUGAAACAGGUAGUUUUUUUUUAUUUUAUUUUGCUACCAAAAGCACUGCCUAGGAUGUUUCUCUUGUUCAUUCUAAUAAUCUCUCUCUUUUUAAAUAUAUAUAUUUAUAUUUAUUCCAACCUAAAAUUUAAAAACCCACUUGUUCACUCCACUAUGUGUGGAAACCAUGGCUCCAUUUGACAGAAUGUAGCAAACAGUCUGAUUUCCUGACUGACUUCCUCCACACCCUUUUUCAUACAUCUAUAAAAUGCCUAAUUCCUGUAUACACACUAAAACCUGCUGGGUUUAAAACCAGACCAAUUAGGGUUAAUUUGCCAAGUCAAAUAUGGUACAAACAUGGACCAACUCACCACAAUCUGGUUGUGGGUUUUAGAGGUUUAUUGUUGUAGAGGCUGUGUAAAAGUGGAUGGACGUAGCUGAAAUUCUCACUUUUCUGCACAUGAUAAAAAAUUUUUGGCUCUAAAAGUCACCUCGAACUGAUGCUGCAGAUGUGGUGACUGGAAGGAAAGUCAAACUAUGGAUUCACAGUCUGUCAUUCAUUUGGCUCAGACACAUAGAAAAAACAAGUCACAUCUUAGUAGCUUUUAUUUUGUCCUGUUGAAGCUGUUCUGAUCAGUUCUUUGUGUAGUUCAGAACUUCUCUCACCCCCCCCCCCAAAAAAACUGGACCACCAGUUUAUUUGCCCACCUAACAGCAUUAUUCUAGCAUUCUGAUUAAAGAAACAACCCAGCAGUUUUUCUUUUGUUUUUGUGAAUUUCUCAUCUCAAACACAACCAAACCAAAGUACUUUUUUUCACUUUUAAUUUACAGAAAUAUAGUUUCCUUAUCUGCAGUAGUGCCGACUUUCUUAGUAUGAUCAGCUUAUAAGCUAUUUUACAACACCCAAAAUUUAUGUUAUUAGAGAAUCACAAGACAAAAUGCAAUGUUUUUCUGUAAGUCACCAGCUACAAGCAAAAGCUAAGAUCCAGACACAAAUACAGUGCUAAAGUAGACUGACCAACAAAAAAAAGAGAGUAUUUUUCUACAGCUGUUUCCCAUCUACACGUCCUCCUCGGGUGGGUGUGCCGAGCCGAACUAGGUGGGGAACUAGUCUGCACUUCAUGAACGUUUCUUUAAUCACAAGGAGGCCUGAUAUAAACUGCUAAAAUCUAUUUUUUGAAUAAAUAUAGUCUCUAGAAAUGUAGAGCUAAUUUGUGAACUUUCUUUAAUGAUCUUUGAAUUGGUUGCUGUAGAUGUUGAUAGGGCUUCAAAUGGUUUAGGCAUACUAGAGAGAAAACAAUGCUGAAAUUAUUUUAUUAUCAGUCUAUAUGAGCUAAACCACAAAAAAUUAAUAAUAUAAUCUAGUCUUUUGCCACUGUUGCUUUUCAAGUCAGCUACUCUGUGUUGAUUUUGUGCUGGAGAAGGAAUGCCAUGCUCUGCACAUGUUCGGUGUUUGCAGCCAAGUGUCCAGUCAGUGUGUGUAAGACUUGUUGAGAUUAGCUUCCCUCGCAUUAGCUAAAUAUUCUGUUGCUUUUCUGUAAAUUUGCCACAAAGCUGUAUACUAUUGUUGUGUUUGUUUCUUUCAAAUUUGUGAUUACUUUUUAUCCUAGGUGCACAAUUCUCUUUUCUUUUCUUUUUUUUCUGAACUGUUAAUAUUGCUUCCAUGUAUUAAUGAAAA